CUCGAUUUAAAAAACUGUUCGUGCUCUUGUUUCAGGAAAUUUUUUUGAUGCGCAGUAAUGUUCAACAAGGAUGGAUGUUCUGCAAAGUACUUGUUUUUACCCCACCACAGAAAGUUGCUUUUGUUGUAAUAAGAAUCAAGUUUCCUUGAAUCACCUUUCCUUGUUUUUGAGAAGGAAAAUAUGGAAGUUCGUGACAUGUGAAUAAUAACAUAUGGUUGACAUUAUGCGUGAUAAAAUGAUGAUUAGGUAUGAGAUUAUUUCGAGCAAAUUAUAAAUUCAAACGAGAGUGAAAGGACAUCAAGGAAAGUGUAUGUCCAGUAGUUCAUCUUUAUCUGAAACAGUUCGCAUAAGUAUGACCUGAUCACCUCAAUGUUUGGAUGUUAUCAGUAACUUUAAUGUGAUGAUUUCAGUGUUACAAAACAUUGAUAAGAUGAUUUUGAAAGUUAUAGUUUCAUAAUUUCAAUGAUAAUUUUUAUCAACCACCUGCGUUUGUUUAUAAAUUGCAGAAAAAGUUUAAUUUAUUAGCAUCCUAAUGGCUCUCCACCUGUCUGCUUUUUUAUUGUUUACCUUGUCUUUUGCUGGGAGAUAUGCUUAUGGAAAUUCUAACUUGAAUCGAGUUUGUUACUAUGCAUCUUACAAUCCUCCUCCAAAUAAAUUAAAUGCUACAUUAUGUACUCAUAUCAUUGCUGGAUUUUCCUCCGUGAAAGAUGGUGUCAUAGAUGUGGGAGGAAAUGGGAAAAUGUACACAGAGACUACUGCUUUAAAGAAACAAUAUCCACAUUUGAAAAUAUUAAUGACUGUUGGAGGAGGUGGGAAUGAUCAAGGAUUUUCAUCAGCAGUCAGUUCUCCAGGAAGUCGUUUGAAACUUAUUGCUUCCGCUUUUUCUACUUUGGGUAAAUAUGGGUUUGAUGGUCUUGACAUUGACUGGGAAUUCCCUGUUUGGAAUGAUAACCAACCUGAUGAUAAAGACAACUUUAUUCAUUUUUUAAAGGAGUUCAAGAUAUUUUCUGACUUUUUUGGUUUAAAAUUCCUGAAGAAACAACCUUUGUUGACUGUUGCUGUGGCUGCCCCCAAAACAUUUAUUGACAAAGCUUACAACAUAACUGAAAUGGCAAAGUAUGUGGAUUUCAUUAAUUUGAUGACCUAUGACUUUCAUGAUUAUUUCUGGUAUACACCUUUUACUGGACACAACAGUCCUCUGUUUAAUAGAUCUGUUGAACAAGCCUAUUUUUCAACACUGAAUACGGCUUGGUCAUCUUAUUAUUGGAAUAUGAUGGGCAUGCCAAAAUCAAAGAUCAUGGUUGGGAUACCAACAUAUGGUCACACUUAUAAACUUUUGGAUCCCAGUAUAAAUUAUGUUGACGCUCCUGCUACAGCUAUGGGCAUUUAUGGUGGAGAUAUUACCUUUACAGAGGUCUGUAAAUUUUUGGCAUCUGGUGCAAGAAGAGUGUUUGAUUCUGAAAGUGAAGUUCCAUAUGCUUUUAAAGGUUUUGACUGGAUUUCUUAUGAGGAUCAAGCAAGCAUAUUAAGAAAAGCAAAAUGGAUCAAGUCCCAAGGCUUUGGAGGUGCAAUGACAUAUGAUUUAAAUUCAGAUGAUUUUUCUCUUAUCUGUGAUAACGCAUCUUUCCCAUUACAUCGUAUCAUAUAUGAUGUUUUCACAAAUUAAUUUAUAUUAUGAGUUCAUUUUGUAAAUAUCUUAUUUUAUUAUUGUAUAUAUUUUAUAAUAAAAAUAUAUUUAUUGUUACA
This is a messenger RNA of Uloborus diversus, 1746 nucleotides long. RefSeq names its product acidic mammalian chitinase-like. Gene Ontology annotation, cellular component: extracellular region. The transcript has 9 exons. NCBI's taxonomy places the organism in Eukaryota, Metazoa, Arthropoda, Arachnida, Araneae, Uloboridae. Gene Ontology annotation, molecular function: chitinase activity; chitin binding. The coding region runs from base 533 to 1666 and encodes 377 amino acids. Gene Ontology annotation, biological process: chitin catabolic process; carbohydrate metabolic process. The record is from RefSeq and is a predicted model, not a curated record.